Molecule: messenger RNA, 1560 nt
Organism: Nannospalax galili (Upper Galilee mountains blind mole rat)
Lineage: Eukaryota; Metazoa; Chordata; Mammalia; Rodentia; Spalacidae
Gene: Rbm43
Product: RNA binding motif protein 43
Exons: 5
Coding region: 137-1267 (376 amino acids)
Molecular function (GO): RNA binding
Source: RefSeq, a predicted model, not a curated record
CUGGGGCGGGAGGCGGGAGGCGGCACCGCCCUGCGCGCCGAGUCUUGGGGAGCGGGAACAGAAAACUGAAAGCAAAACCUGAGCUGGCGGCCGCAACGUCUGGCCUUUUCUGCGGGCCACUCGUCUCCUCUCCACCAUGACUGGUGUUUCCACCUUCAGUGUGACUGGAGGCGCAGUUAGCCAAGGGAUGUGCCUGCCUGCCUGCCUGUGUGUGUUACCUGGUGACAGUUAUAUACAGGCAUCAGCUUUGAAAGUCAGGGACUCCCCAGCUUCUGAGAGAACCAUGGUUGUUGAUGGUCUUCCAGUUGGCCUUUUAAAAGAUCAGCUUCUGAAGCAUUACUUCCGAGAUGAGAUUGGUGAUAUUGAAGAGGUGAUAUAUCCAACGAGAGUCAAAGGUGUUGCAUAUGUAAUAUUCAAAGAAAAGAAAGUUGCACAAAGUGUCAUCAGACAAAAGAAGCACCAUCUAGCCACGAAGCCUCACCUUGCAGUCUCUCAUUUCAGUGAAAAGGUCUUCAGCUCUGUGACAGCUCUCCUCGAUCUGUCUGUUUUUCGGAGUAAAAUUGAACUAGAAAGCCUGGUAAUGGACCUGAAAAACAAAAUCCCAACUUUAAAGUUCAGCCCAUUGGGACCCAGCGGAAAAAUCUCUGUGCAAGGAUCAUUUCUGGCUGUCAUGAAGCUCAAAAAGUCUUUGCUAUUAAAAGCAAUUUCCCCUUUAGAAAACAGCAGCAAUUAUACCAGUGAGAGGAAAAACUGGAAUAGACAGAGCCCCCAAAGGGGUCCACAGAAAAGUGAGAACUCUGUGGUGACGCUCCAGUCCUCCGUACCUGAGCUUGUUAGAAGCCAAGAAACACUUGUGCUUGACACAGAUGUUUUCCUUUACCUGAAGCACAAGUGUGAAUUUUAUAAACCCAUGCUGAACAAAUUCCAUAUCCUGUGUCAGGAGAUGGUGGAUGGAGAGGUCACUACCAUUUGUCUGCAAGAUGCCCACGAUGGAUCUCAACCCAGCAGAGUCCGACAUGUGAAAAAACUCAUUGAAGAGUGGUCUGAGGCUCUCCAUCUUGAGCUCAGAAAGGAAACACUGGUUUGGGAUGGAAAGGGAAUUAGAGAGAAAAGAAAAAUUAAACAGGCUUGUGAACAGCUAUGUUGCACAUAUCUUAGGGUUUUGACACAAUUUCAUAGGACACACAUUGACAUUGUAGGUUCUUCUUCUGACACUUACCUAUUUAAAACAGAACUCAUGAAGUUAAUAGGGCAAAAAGUCAGUUAAGAGCUCAGCCAUAGUCAUAAUGGUGUUGCUUCCCCCUAUUCAGUAGUGACCUUGUUUGCAUGACAAAUCUCCUCUCACCCUAGUGGCCUUCUUUUGCUCUGUGGAUUGCUGUGUUCAUAUUACAGGGGCAGGAGCUAGGAUAUAGAGAUUAAAACACCUAUCCAACGUUACCCAGCUCACAAGGAAUGGGGCUGGCACUGAAUACAAAAAUAAUAUCUAAAUCACACUUCAGGAAAAAAAAAAACCUCACUCAACUUUGAAGAACUCCAAAUUAAUUAGAAAAAGUAGUCUUA